Molecule: messenger RNA, 1461 nt
Organism: Dipodomys spectabilis (banner-tailed kangaroo rat)
Lineage: Eukaryota; Metazoa; Chordata; Mammalia; Rodentia; Heteromyidae
Gene: Ttll2
Product: tubulin tyrosine ligase like 2
Biological process (GO): protein polyglutamylation; microtubule cytoskeleton organization
Cellular component (GO): cilium
Molecular function (GO): tubulin binding; tubulin-glutamic acid ligase activity
Source: RefSeq, a predicted model, not a curated record
AUGAAAGAAGCGUUCCCAGGCAGAAGGAGCAGCAGCCCCGGGGCCUCCUGGAAGCAGCUGCUGUUCCGCAGGGAUGACACCGCUCCCGGGGUGCGGAGCGUCCUGCUGGAGUGGGGUGGACGGAGCUGGACGGAGGAUGGGCACCUGUCCUGGAGGGCCGCCUCCUCGAUGAGGGAACACGUUGGCAUCAGGCCCUGGCAGCGGCUGAGCCACCACCCGGGGGCCCACCUGGCCAAGCACUUGGAGCCAUGAAGAGCUGUACGACGCCCCCCUGAAUGCCUUCACCCCUCCCCUUCACCAUGCCCCUGGCCACCCAAGUUUGUGGCCAAAUUCUGUAAAGAGAAGCUGACGCUGGGCACCAAGCAGAGCUAUUGGAUUUGCAAGCUGGCAGACUUGUCCCGUGCGGGCAUAGUCCUGUUCAGUGACACUAGAGACCCCAUCUUUAACGAUACAUACAUAGUUCAGAAAUGCACGCAACCUCCACACAUAGGCAGGUGCCAGCGUGACCUUCCCGUCUGCAUCUACAUCACCAGCGUUAAGCCUUCCACCACUUACCUGCACCAGGGAGGCCUGGCGCUGUUGGCUAUGGAAAAGUUUCAUCUCAGUACCAUGCAGGACUAUUACUCUCAUCUGACCAACAGCAGCAUCCAUCCACGGGGCCCCUCCUGGGAGAUCAACGAAGUGGCGGGCCACGGACGCAAGUGGACGCCCUCCAGGCUUUUCUCUUAUCUCGGUCACUGGGAUGUGGACAAUCUGUUUUGUGGAAGAAGAUCAACUUCUCUGCGAUCCUCACCACCUCACCAUGGCUCCUCUGUCCCAACCACCAUCAAUUGCUUUGAGCUCUUUGGAUUCGAUAUCUUGGUCAGUGACACCUUGAAACCAUGGCUCUUAGAAGUCAUCUACAGCCCUGCCUUGUCAUAAGAUUGUUCCACAGAUGUGUCAGUGAAGAGAAGACUGGUCCAUGCUAUUAUCCGACUGAUCUGUAACAGUCUAAAGCGUGAGGAGAGGGAACGGGCCGCGGGGCUGAGGGACCAGGGAGGCCUCACGCACCUCCUCAGCCCCCAGCCGGGCCCAGACGCCCACACAGGCAACGUUGCCCUCAUUUUACCUUUCAAUGAAGCGACUUUUGGGGCUUCCAGGAAUGGAUUUGUCAAAUGAAUAAUCCAAGAGUUCCAAAAAAGAACGGAUAACAUUUCCAAGUGGCCCAAAGUAAAAACAACACAAGAUGAGACUGAGAGCAGCCUGUCUACAGCGGCUGGAAGAAGAGGCUCCGCCCCUCCCAGUGCCCACAUGCCCCCAGAGGCUCCACCCCCUCCCAGUGCCCACAUGCCCCCAGAGGCUCCGCCCCCUCCCAGUGCCCACAUGCCCCCAGAGGCUCCGCCCCCUCCCAGUGCCCACAUGCCCCCAGAGGCUCCGCCCCCUCCCAGAACCCACAUGCCCCGAGGCUCCACCCCCUCCUAG